UCCUACCCACGUAAGACAUAGAUUCAUGACCGUGGUUAAGUGCAGUGACUUUUAGUUGGUAAUUCGAAGCUUCUAUGAUUGAAAUUGUAAGAAAAUAUUUUGUUACGUUUCGCUUUUCUGAAUAUUUGCUUAUUAUGUCCCUGAUGGAAACAUUAUACGAUAUGCAUCGCUGACAAGAUGACUCCCGCACAAAAAAAUGCCUAUCUCGAAGCUCAUAUGGCCGUACAACAGCAGAUGGCUCAAGCUGCAUUGCAGCUUCAACAUCAGCAUCACCAACAACAACUGCAACAGCAGCAUCUCCAGCAACAACAUAGCCUUAGCUAUAAUCGAGCUGCAAAGAAAACCAAAAUCAGCCACGACCCUCAUCAACUUCUACAGCAAGGAUCGCAUCAAUCACAGCAGCAUCAGCAUCAACCGGGGAGUUCGCCCUCUGCCCAUCCGAAUCCGACUGUCAGCCAUUACAUAAACACGAUAAAGGUGCCGCAAAUUAACGCCGGUACGCACGCAAGUGCUUCCAAUGCGGUCAUUAACACUGCUGCUCCUGCUGGAACGGUUACCAGCACCACCACUGCCACUAGUUCCGCAAGAAUUACUUCUACAGGAAGUACUAGCGGAAACAGUAUUGGCCGUGACGGUGGCGGUUGUAGCAGUGGUAGCAGUGGAAGCAGCACCUUCACCGUGCCUGAUGACGUCGGGAUGGGAUUUGAAGGUGGAGUACGCGUUCUUCAAAGUUUAGGGAAUUGGUCACCGGAGAUUCCACCCAACAUACCGCGACCGAACCUGAUACCAUUCACGGAACCGUAUGCCGAGGGUGGUUCUAUGCACCCGGCAACGCGACUAAAGGCCUUGCAGCAAGUGCACCAGUCAUCAGCUGCUGCUGUUGCAGCUGCAACAGUCGCUACUUCUAGCGCCUUACGUUCAAAAGCGUCUUCAGUGAAAAGCAAGGCAUCCGGGACGACAGCGGACCCUACUGCCUCGUCUAAACCGGUAUUCGAGUGCUCCGUGUGUGGAAAAGGGUUAGCACGCAAGGAUAAAUUGACCAUCCACAUGCGCAUACAUACCGGCGAAAAGCCGUACGUCUGCGAAGUGUGCGAUCGAGCGUUUGCGCGCCGUGACAAACUGGUGAUACACAUGAAUAAGUUCAAACACAUAACCCCAACGAAUAUAGCUCCACUCGGCAAGCGUCAGAAUCGUUCAUUCACGAUAGUGGAAAAGGAUGAGUUUAAAGGAGAAGACAAUACAUCACCAAUGCAGACCAACCAUCAGACAGUAGUGACGACCGUCGUAAACAAUAUUGCAAUUCAAAAUCAACAUCAACAACAGAACCAGUCGAAUAAUCAGCUGUCUCAACAACAACAACUAGUUCCUUCUAGCCUGCAUGUGCAACCCACUGCAUCCGACGAAUCACAAUUGGGAAGUAUCGGUUUUGAUCAGUCACACCAUUCGUUGUCGUGGCCGUGUGAACUAUGCGGCCGAAUGUUUGGUUCCCGAGAAGAAUGGACUGUGCACGCUAAAAGCCAUCUAGAGUUUGAAACCAGUUCUCGCAUGGCAAAGUAUUGAUAAUACGGUAGAUCAUUAUGCAACACUCUGGAGCACAGCUAUGAUGAAACACAACUUAAGGGCGAUAAGCGCGAUUCUAUAAUUUUUACUCAACAUGCAUUUUCCAUGAUAUAAAUUAAGUGAUGACCAAUUGGAAAUUACGACCAGGAUGUAUGCGAUAGCCAUAACCAGGAUGUUUUCUUCAUUAAAUUCCAAGUCAUCGGCUCUGUCGCUAUAUAAUAGCAAUUGCAAAUUGCUAUUCAAUCGUGAACCCACAACACAUAUCAAUCGUAAUCUAGCAGAAAUGCUAGAUGAAUAUUUCGCUACUUAAGGUCCGUUUAGUGAUUGAGCGAACCAAUACCUGUUUUUUUCAUUAUUCUAUUAUAAUUCAAAAUAUAUAUUCACUCUAAUUACAUAGAAAUGUAUGGUAAUAAACUUUAAUUUGUUCUAUAACAAUAAAAAAAAUCAUUAUGCGUUCAUGGUGAAA
Anopheles coluzzii is the source of this 2026-nucleotide messenger RNA. RefSeq names its product early growth response protein 1. Gene Ontology annotation, cellular component: chromosome. The record is from RefSeq and is a predicted model, not a curated record. NCBI's taxonomy places the organism in Eukaryota, Metazoa, Arthropoda, Insecta, Diptera, Culicidae. The transcript is spliced from 5 exons. The coding region runs from base 178 to 1560 and encodes 460 amino acids. Gene Ontology annotation, molecular function: chromatin insulator sequence binding. Gene Ontology annotation, biological process: regulation of transcription by RNA polymerase II.